AUGCAAACAUGGCAAAUUGAUUCUGUAGUUGUAACUGUGGUAGAUUCAGUUUCUGAAAAGGAAGACGAUUCAAAUGAAGAUGAUUCAACAGAAGAUGAUUCAACAGAAGAUGAUUCCACAGAAGAUGAUUCAACAGAAGAUGAUUCUGCUGAAGACGAUUCCACUGAAGACGAUUCGGCUGAAGACGAUUCCACUGAAGACGAUUCAACUGAAGAAGAUUCAAAUGAAGAAGAUUCAAAUGAAGACGAUUCAAAUGAAGACGAUUCAAAUGAAGAUGAUUCUUCAGAAGAUGAUUCCACUGAAGAUGACUCAACUGAAGAUGAUUCAACUGAGGAAGAUUCAACUGAGGAAGAUUCAAAUGAAGAAGAUUCAAAUGAAGAAGAUUCAAAUGAUGAUGAUUCAAAUGAAGACGAUUCAAAUGAAGACGAUUCAAAUGAAGACGAUUCAAAUGAAGACGAUUCCACUGAAGAUGAUUCUGCUGAAGAUGAUUCUUCAGAAGAUGAUUCAACGGAAGAAGAUUCAACAGAAGAUGAUUCAACGGAAGAAGAUUCAACAGAAGAUGAUUCAACAGAGGAAGAUUCAACUGAAGAAGAUUCAACAGAGGAAGAUUCAACUGAAGAAGAUUCUGCUGAAGACGAUUCGGCUGAAGACGAUUCUGCUGAGGACGAUUCUUCAGAAGAUGAUUCAACGGAAGAAGAUUCUGCUGAAGAAGACUCAGCCGAUGAUGAUUCGAUUGAUGAUGAUUCAAUGGAAGAAGAUUCUGCUGAAGACGAUCCUGCUGAAGACGAUUCAACUGAAGAAGAUUCAAAUGAAGAAGAUUCAAAUGAAGACGAUUCAAAUGAAGACGAUUCAAAUGAAGAUGAUUCUUCAGAAGAUGAUUCCACUGAAGAUGAUUCAACUGAAGAUGAUUCAACUGAGGAAGAUUCAACUGAGGAAGAUUCAAAUGAAGAAGAUUCAAAUGAAGAAGAUUCAAAUGAUGAUGAUUCAAAUGAAGACGAUUCAAAUGAAGACGAUUCAAAUGAAGAUGAUUCUUCAGAAGAUGAUUCCACUGAAGAUGAUUCAACUGAGGAAGAUUCAACUGAAGAAGAUUCAAAUGAAGAAGAUUCAAAUGAAGACGAUUCAAAUGAAGACGAUUCAAAUGAAGACGAUUCAAAUGAAGACGAUUCAAAUGAAGACGAUUCCACUGAAGAUGAUUCUGCUGAAGAUGAUUCUUCAGAAGAUGAUUCAACGGAAGAAGAUUCAACAGAAGAUGAUUCAACGGAAGAAGAUUCAACAGAAGAUGAUUCAACAGAGGAAGAUUCAACUGAAGAAGAUUCUGCUGAAGACGAUUCGGCUGAAGACGAUUCUGCUGAGGACGAUUCUUCAGAAGAUGAUUCAACGGAAGAAGAUUCUGCUGAAGAAGACUCAGCCGAUGAUGAUUCGAUUGAUGAUGAUUCAAUGGAAGAAGAUUCUGCUGAAGACGAUCCUGCUGAAGACGAUUCAACUGAAGAAGAUUCAAAUGAAGAAGAUUCAAAUGAAGACGAUUCAAAUGAAGACGAUUCAAAUGAAGACGAUUCAAAUGAAGAUGAUUCUUCAGAAGAUGAUUCCACUGAAGAUGAUUCAACUGAGGAAGAUUCAACUGAAGAAGAUUCAAAUGAAGAAGAUUCAAAUGAAGACGAUUCAAAUGAAGACGAUUCAAAUGAAGACGAUUCAAAUGAAGACGAUUCCACUGAAGAUGAUUCUGCUGAAGAUGAUUCUGCUGAAGACGAUUCUGCUGAAGACGAUUCUUCAGAAGAUGAUUCAACGGAAGAAGAUUCCACUGAAGAAGAUUCUGCUGAAGACGAUUCUGCUGAAGACGAUUCGGCUGAAGACGAUUCUGCUGAAGACGAUUCGGCUGAAGACGAUUCUGCUGAGGACGAUUCUUCAGAAGAUGAUUCAACGGAAGAAGAUUCUGCUGAAGAAGACUCAGCCGAUGAUGAUUCGAUUGAUGAUGAUUCAAUAGAAGAAGAUUCCUCUGAAGACGAAACAGCUUCUACCACAGGACAGUUUACCAAAUAUUCUAACUUGAAAAGCAAGCCGUACAUGAAAAAGUUCUGA
Messenger RNA from Magnusiomyces paraingens, 2076 nucleotides. RefSeq lists its product as uncharacterized. The record is from RefSeq and is a predicted model, not a curated record. Bases 1 to 2076 code for a protein of 691 amino acids. The transcript has 2 exons. Lineage: Eukaryota; Fungi; Ascomycota; Dipodascomycetes; Dipodascales; Dipodascaceae.